Molecule: messenger RNA, 309 nt
Organism: Adineta ricciae
Lineage: Eukaryota; Metazoa; Rotifera; Eurotatoria; Adinetida; Adinetidae
Source: the annotation of a GenBank genome assembly
AUGUGGAUAGGAUCAUUUAUUGAAUUAUUGGAACACUAUCCACUAAUUGAAACAGCACCACGAGUCGAUAUUUACAUGACACGUAAUCGAAUCUGUGGAUGGCUAUGGAAUUUCUUCUUUGGAGUUCAUAACGAACAUUACCAUAUGAUUCAUCAUUUGUUUCCGAAAGUUCCUCAAUGGGAAUUUCAUUCGGUACAUUUAAUUCUGAUGCAAGAUCCAAUCUAUGCAAGUUUACAUGAGAAAACUGGUUGGAAACAUUUGUUGAAAGAAAUUAUUGAAGUAGAUGAUUUAACUACAAUGAAUGAAUAG